CCAAGACUUCCAGUUCAGAAGUGAUCUGAAGCCACCUGUGUGUGAGUGAGUGUGUAUCUCUGUGCUCCCACAACAAGGAGGAACCAUGGUCAGCCGGUGAGUGAUGGUUAAUUUAUUUAUGUCUGGAUUCAUGUCUGAACUCUCACGCUGUCAAUGGUCAACCAAUGGUCAACAUUUUUCAAGCAAGUAGACCAUAUUUUAUUUGGAAUAAUGUGUGUUGCUUUAGUCAAUAAAUAGAAAAUAUGUAUGAAUGCAUGCAUUUUGAAUUAUGUUUGAGAAAUUCCUCCUUACGCAAAGCUUUUCCUAUAAACUAGCUUCAGGACAGGGUUGGUUUGACCUUUUAUAGGUUACAGUGGGGCUCUCCAACCCUAUUCCUGAAGAGCUACCUUCCUCUACGUUUUCACUCUAACCUUAAUCUAGUGCACCUGAUUCUAAUAAUUAGCUGGUUGAUAACCUGAACCAGGUUAGUUAGAACUGGGGUUGGAUUGAAAACCUACAGGAGGGUAGCUCUUCAGGAACAGGGUUGGAGAGCCCUGGGCUUCAGUGACUUUAAUAUUUUUUCACGAUAACAGAUUUGAGCACCCUGCUGGUGGAUACAAGAAGAUAUUUGAGACAGUUGAGGAGUUAUCGGAGCCUGUCCCUGCAACAGUCACAGGUUUGUUAACUACAUAUUUAUGUGGUCGUAUGAAGCAGGUUAUGUUAAUUAAUAGAUACACUACAUGACCAAAAGUAUAUGGACACCUGCUCAUCGAACAUCUAAUUCCAAAAUCAUGAGCAUUAAUAUGGAGUUGGUCCCCCCUUUGCUGCUAUAACAGCCUCCACUCUUCUGGGAAGGCUUUCCACUAGAUGUUGGAACAUUGCUGAGGGGACUUGCUUCCAUUCAGCCACAAUAACAUUUGUGAGGUCGGGCACUGAUGUUGGGUGAAUAGGCCUGGCUCGCAGUCGGCGUUCCAAUUCAUCCCAAUGGUGUUCGAUGGGGUUGAAGUCAGGGCUCUGUGCAGGCCAGUCAAGUUCUUCCACACCGAUCUCGACAAACCAUUUCUGUAUGGACCUCGCUUUGUGCACAGGGACAUCAUCAUGCUGAAACAGGAAAGGGCCUUCCCCAAACUGUUGCCACAAAGUUGGAAGCACAGAAUAGUCUAGAAUGUCUAGAAUUUCCCUUCACUGGAACUAAGGGGCCUAGCCCGAACCAUGAAAAACAGCCCCAGACCAUUAAUCCUCCUCCCCCAAACUUUACAGUUGCCACCAUGCAUUUGGGCAGGUAGCGUUCUCCUGGCAUCCGCCAAACACAGAUUCGUCCGCCGGACUGCCAGAUGGUGAAGUGUGAUUCAUCACUCCAGAGAACGCGUUUCCACUGCUCCAGAGUCCAAUGGCAGUGAGCUUUACACCACUCCAGCCGACGCUUGGCAUUGCACAUGUUGAUCUUAGGCUUGUGUGCGGCUGCUCUGCCAUGGAAACCCAUUUCAUGAAGCUCCCGACGAACAGUUCUUGUGCUGACGUUGUUUACAGAGGCAGUUUGGAACUCGGUAGUGAGUGUUGAAGUAGCUACGCACUUCACUCGGUGGUCCCGUUCUGUGAGCUUGUGUGUUCUACCACUUCGCGGCUGAGCCGUUGUUGCUGCUAGACGUUUCCAUUUCAUAAUAACAGCACUUACAGUUGACCGGGGCAGCUCUAGCAGGACAGACAUUUUACUAACUGACUUGUUGGAAAGGUGUCAUCCUAUGACAGUGCCACUUUGAAAGUCACUGAGCUCUUCAGUAAGGCCAUUCUACUGCCAAUGUUUGUCUAUGGUAAUUGCAUGGCUGUGUGCUCGAUUUUAUACACCUGUCAGCAACGGGUGUGGCUGAAAUAGCCGAAUCCAUGUAUUUAAAGGGUUGUCCACAUACUUUGUAUAUAUAGUGUAGAUUUCUGGUCCAUUCAAUCUGCACACCAUCCUAAAAUGAUAACACAGAAAAAUACACUGCAUCUGCAAAUAAAACACUGUUAUCUUGGAAAUUCAUGUGAAAACAGUACUGUAUCUAUGAUAAACAUUCCCUAAUUGACCUGUUACCUGCUCUAGAUACAAUCACAUUGAACAGUUCAUUGAUCAAUUGUUUGACAAAGGUAUUUUCUCUCACAUUUACAGGUAGGAUUCCUUCAUUUCUGAAGGGAAGUCUUCUUCGUCUGGGCCCUGGCCUGUUUGAGGUUGGAGAUGAGCCUUUCUACCACCUCUUCGAUGGCCAGGCCCUCAUGCACAAAUUUGACUUCAAGAAUGGCCAAGUCACCUACUUCAACAAGUAAGAAUGGAUUAAGAAUGUCAGUUAGAGAUCAGUGGUUAUAUUGCAUUUGAGUCUAAUUAACCUAAUGGAAUUGACAUCCAUCUCUACCUUUAUCCUUUAGGUAUAUUAAAACAGAUGCCUAUGUGCGUGCCAUUACAGAGAAGCGCGUGGUGAUCACUGAAUUUGGCACCUUUGCCUACCCAGAUCCCUGCAAAAACAUAUUCUCCAGGUUGGUAGCUAACCUCCUAAUCAUAUAUGGGUGUAUCAUUACUUUAUCUGUCAUCACUUUUCAUUAGUUGCCUUUAUAUUAGAUGAGUAACAUAGCCGCAGGUUGGCAUUUAUUGGGAUUACUUAUGUACUGGAGGCAGAUCUGUAGGGUAGUCACUAGUUGGCACAGCCACAAAGUCAUACAAUGUGAUUUUAAACCUAAGCCUAACCUUAACCACACUGCUAACCUUAUGCCUAACCCUAACCUUAAAUUAAGACCAACAUUUAUUUUUGCUUUCAUGAAUUUUUACGAUAUAUAGGCAAUUUUGACUUUGCAGCUGGCCUAUCUACUGGAAAUCACCCAGCCCUGCCUCCAGGACAAUAUUCAUCCCAAUAAACAUCAACCUGCAACAUUUUACAUUUGACAUUUUAGUCAUUUAGCAGACACUCUUAUUCAGAGCGACUUACAGUUAGUGAGUGCAUACAUUUUCCAUACUGCCCCCCCGUGGGAAUCGAACCCACAACCCUGGCGUUGCAAGCGCCAUGCUCUACCAACUGAGCUACAGGAGCUACAACAUAUCCUGUAAAUGGUUAUAUUUUCUAGCCAUACAGUGCCUUCCGAAAGUAUUCAUACCCCUUGACUUAUUCCAAUUUUUUUGUGUUCAAAAUUGAUUAAUAUUACAUUUAUAUAUUUUUCCACACAUGUACACACAAUACCCCAUAAUGACAAAGUGAAAACAUGUUUUUAGAAUUGUUUGCAAAUUUAUUGAAAAUGAAAUACAGAAAUAUCUCAUUUACAUAAGUAUUCAUACCCCUGAGUGUUAGAAUCACAUUUGGCAGCGUUUACAGCUGUGAGUCUUUCUGGUUAAGUGUCUAAGAGCUUUGCACACCUGGAUUGUACAAUAUUUGCACAUUAUUAUUUUAAUAAUUCUUCAAGCUCUGUCAAGUUGGUUGUUUAUCAUUACUAGACAGCCAUUUCCAAGUCUUUCAAGUCAUUAAACUCUGUAACUGUUUUAUUGAUACACCAUCCAAAGUGUAAGUCUGCUUUUCAUUUUGACCCAUCUACCAAUAGGUGCCCUUCUUUGCGAGGCAUUGGAAAACCUCCCUGGUCUUUGUGGUUGAAUCUGUGUUUGAAAUUCACUGCUCGACUGAAGGACCUUACAGAUAAUUGUAUUUGUGGGGUACAGAUAUGUUAAACAGUAUUUCUGCACACAGAGUGAGUCCAUGCAAUGUAUUAUAUGACUUGUUCAGCACAUUUUUACUCCUGAACUUAUUUAGGCUUGCCAAAAUAAAGGGGUUGAAUACUUAUUGACUCAAGACAUUUCAGCUUUUCAUUUUUAAUUAAUUAGUAAAAAUGUCUAAAAACAUAAUUCCACUUUGACAUUAUGGGGUAUUGUGUGUAGGCCAGUGACACAAAAUCUCAAUUUAAUUAAUUUUCAAUUCAGGCUGUAACACAACAAAAUGUGGAAUAAGUAAAGGGGUGUGAAUACUUUCUGAAGGUACUGAUCCUUCAUAUCAAUCAAUGUGUAUAUUUUGACUGUUGUUGCCCUGAUCGUCGUUUUAAUGACUCUUGGAUCAAUUUCAAAACUGGUCUGUGGGUGUAUGUUUCUCUGUGCAGGUUUUUCACUUACUUCAAGGGUGUUGAGGUGACAGACAACUGCCUGGUGAACGUUUACCCCAUUGGUGAAGAUUACUACGCCGUCACAGAAACCAAUUACAUCACUAAAGUCAACACUGACACGCUGGAUACGCUGAAGAAGGUAUUACUCUCCUCUUUUCCCCCAGGCUGAAAUUCCAUCCCCCUUUAUUACAGUAUUCACAAUAUACUGUACUAGAAACCACAGUGUAUGUCUAUAUCCUUUGGCCUAAUUCAGAAAAGAACCAGAAGUGUUACAUACUGGUCCACUGAUUAUAGACAGAAGUCUCACUUCUCAAUAACAGUUAUAACAUAUGCUUAAUGCAUAACAUGAUAAUGAGCAACACAUGAAUAACACUAUGACUUCACUUCCCUCAGGUGGACUUGUGCAACUACGUCAACAUCAAUGGAGUGACAGCCCACCCACACAUUGAGAAAGACGGAACAGUGUUCAACAUCGGAAACUGCAUGGGGAAAGGAGCAUCGCUGGCCUACAACGUUGUCAGAAUCCCACCCACACAGAAAGGUUGGGCUUGUGUCCAAAUUGAUUCAAGAAAAUAAGAUAUUCAUUCAGAAUUUAUGCACAUGUUCCAACUCCUAAGAUAGGACAUGUAGGUAACUUGUCCUUAACUUGUUCUGGAUAGGAUAACUUGUAAUAGUAAGGCUUAUGCCCUGAUUGCAUCUUGUGUUCUCUCCUCAGACAAGUCAGACCCCAUUGAAAAGUCCAAGGUGGUGGUGCAGUUCCCCAGUGCCGAGAGGUUCAAGCCCUCCUAUGUGCACAGGUGGGUCAUAAUAACAUCUCCAUCAUGUUCAUAGUCAAACUUGAGGUCCCCAAAACAGCAAGGAGUCUAUCAUGGACAUGCCUCCUUCUGUGUUAUUGGACUAAGCCAUAUAACAACUUACAUUGCAUGCCAACUUAAAUGGUCUACAUAUCACCCUUAGCUUUGGCAUGUCGGAGAACUACUUUGUCUUUGUGGAGACCCCUGUGAAAAUCAACCUGCUGAAGUUCCUCAGUGCCUGGAGCAUCCGAGGCUCCAACUACAUGGACUGCUUUGAGUCCAAUGAGGUUCUUGGGGUACGGAGGCAAACACUCAGUCGACUUUGGUUUAAAGUGACAUAUUUAUAUUCAGGACCAUUAUGUACGGUAACAUCAUACCUAGUCUCGACACCCAGAACCAAAUCACACGUGUGCUGUCACAACAGACUUCAGCAUACCACACAUUAUCGUCAAACCUAAUAACCUUUUUACCAUACAUUUCACAGACAUUGUUCCACAUCGCCAGAAAGGACAUUGGAGGAGGACAAGGAGAAUACAUUGACCAUAAGUUCAGAGCCGCUCCCAUCAACCUGUUCCAUCACAUCAACACUUAUGAGGACAAUGGCUUCAUCGUGGCUGACGUGUGUACAUGGAAAGGGUAAUGGAACAGCUAAACGUUGUCUCUGUCAUAAGAUGGCAAUGUCAAUACAGUGGCAGAUUUAAGCGUAUAUAAAAAGUGAUGACACAUCAUAACUGACUGGAUCAAUUGUGGACUGAGGGAUCUCAGGAGUGGCAUUCAUUUGAAGUGAGUUGCCUUAGCAAUGUCCUUUUUCAGAAUAAUUGAUGAAUGAUUCCUAGCCCUUGGUCUUUAAACACUGUCUGUUUAAAGGAUCAGGAAACUCAUUCUUUAUGUUUCCUGGUAGGUUUGAGUUUGUGUACAACUACCUUUGGCUGGCCAACCUGCGCUCCAACUGGGAGGAGGUGAAGAAGGCAGCCAUGAUGGCACCUCAGCCAGAGGUCAGGAGAUACGUCAUCCCACUGGACAUCCACAGGGUAAGUCAUUUCUUUGUCUUUAAAAAAAUAUGUUUUUUUAAUUUACAAUUUUUUUCAAAAUGUUUGGACAAUAAAGUGCGUAUGUUUUACCCUGUAUUAUAAUUUUUGGGGAUAGCAAUGUGUAUAUCUGCCCUAACUUAUUCAAACCUUCUCUCAUACUGAUUGUGUGUUUCAGGAGGAGCAGGGAAAGAACCUGAUCUGCCUGCCGUACACCACAGCCACAGCAGUGAUGCGUACUGACGGGACCAUCUGGCUGGAGCCAGAGGUGCUGUUCUCUGGGCCCCGCCAAGCCUUUGAGUUCCCGCAGAUCAACUAUGAGAAGCACGGUGGGAAGAACUACACAUAUGCCUACGCCCUGGGCCUCAAUCACUUCAUUCCUGACAGGGUGAGUAGUCUUGUUGUUUGCCACAAAUCUGUCUUCAAAAUCUCCAAACUCUGAGUAGUGAAUGGCAGGGGCCAUAGCAUGUUACGUGAGUGGCCAUGAGUUUCUGUCUAUAUGUGGUGGUAUAUCAUCAAGUUGAAUGUGAAGACCAAGAUGUGUAUGUUAGACUUUGAUGAAUCUCUGUGUGGCUGUAGAUCAUCAAGCUGAACGUGAAGACCAAGGAGACCUGGGUGUGGCAGGAGCCGGACUCCUACCCCUCAGAGCCCCUCUUUGUGCAGACCCCCGAUGGCGUGGAUGAGGAUGAUGGUAUGUACUGUAUUGUACUGUACUCUUAGUAUACUAUACUGUCACUGUUAUAGGCAUGGUGCAGGGCAAACACUGAUAUACCGCAUUGUUUUUGUGUUAGUGUUUGGAAGAGAGUUUAAGAGACUUUGGGCUCUAUUCAAUCCAUGAUAGAAAUGUAGAGGUAAUUUCCGAUUGAACUGACAUAUGCAGCGUUUACCGUGAAUGCUGUCUCCGAUAAAGCAGGAACAUUGCCUUUAAACUUCAAUCAUGCUGUAAAGCUGAACUUCCGCGAUGCGGAUUGAAUAGAGCCCUUUAGCUAUUUCUCCAGGGAAAAGGCACUUACAUUUAGUAGAAAAAUGCACUCAGCAAAAUUCAUAAAAAUACGAGUUACAGUUACAAUGUGGUGGGCACUGUGUUUUUCUAACAACCAGUGUGUUUUUCCAAUGACCCACAGGAGUUCUGUUGACCGUUGUAAUAUCCCCCGGGGCCCAGAAGUCAGGGUACAUGCUGAUCCUCAAUGCCAAGGACAUGUCAGAGAUCGCCAGGGCAGAGGUGGACUGCCCUAUGCCCGUCACCUUCCACGGAAUGUACAAGAAAUAACAUGUCAACAAUCCUCAAGGCACAAAGACUAGUAGUCACCAUUCCAGGGUAUUCAAACUAACUAAGCAUCAAAUUUAACUCAGCAUUAGAACAAAUAAAUAAACAAUGACAAAGUAUAGGCUACAAAUAACUUGCCUUGUUGUGUCAGCAAAAUGAUUUGAAGUCAUUUAACUUUCUGCAACCUAUGAUUCAGUAUGGUUGAGCAUCCAUUUUGGUGAAAAUGUGCCAUUUCGUUGUAUGAAUGGAACCUGCUGGUAUCAGGGCAUUAGUAGGCUUCCUACAAUUAUUUCUCAGUGAGCCCACAGCAUAACAAGAUCAGCGGCACCUCAGUGACAACACCCUGAUUGGUUAAUACAAUUUUUGUGUCAGUGCUGGAAAUCAAUGAGUUUGUUCAAAGUACCAUGUCUCUUGAGUACUUCAGGGUUGGAAUAAUUAAAAUAUAAUCAAAAUACUGGC
Molecule: messenger RNA, 7634 nt
Organism: Coregonus sp. 'balchen'
Lineage: Eukaryota; Metazoa; Chordata; Actinopteri; Salmoniformes; Salmonidae
Source: the annotation of a GenBank genome assembly